Molecule: messenger RNA, 5430 nt
Organism: Diabrotica balteata
Lineage: Eukaryota; Metazoa; Arthropoda; Insecta; Coleoptera; Chrysomelidae
Source: the annotation of a GenBank genome assembly
AUGUUAACGUUUGUUGGUGACGAGGGAAAAAACUCCGGUAAAGUAAUACAGGCGUUUGAGGAGUAUUGCAAGGCACUUCGGAACGAAACUUAUAAUAGAUAUAAGUUCUUCAACAGAAGUCAAGGUGAGGAUGAAGAAUUUGAUAGGUUCCUGACAGACAUUAAAAUGUUAGCAAAGCUAUGUAAUUUUGGAGUACUAGAAGAUUCACUAGUCCGUAAUAAAAUAGUGAGUGGCAUUCGAGACCAGACAAUGCAAGAGAGAUUAUUAAGAGUUCCAAAUUUGACGUUGAGGAAAGCCGAGACUCACUGUAUAACAUCAGAAGCAAGCAAAUUUCAAUUGAAAGAUCUUAGAAGAGAAAUGGAAGUUAACAGCUUAAGAUGCAGAGGAAAUAAUAGUUUUAAAAAUGAUGCUAUAAGGAACAUAGGUGCAGAUAAUAAUAACACCUCUAACAAUCAAGAUUACAAUUGUUUAAAAUGUGGGAGACGACAUGGUCCAAGAAGCUGCCCAGCUUAUGGUAUAUGGUCGCCUGGGCAAAGGAUUGACUUUUCACCAACAAACGAACAUAAUAAGAAGGACUACGAGAGCCAAGAUGAAUCCAUUCCUCCUAUGUGGACACCCAAAAGUGCAAACUCUAGUCCUGUCGCCGAGAGAAAAGAAUUUAGGCCUGUUAAUUUUCAAUCGCCUGUGUUAAGCAGAAGAAACAGAACGUCUUCUGAGAACUUGGGAUCAAAAACACAAGUUCAGGCGCCUCCUUGGAAAAACCAAGAUUAUAGUAGCGAUACAGGAUCAGCACCUACAGUAGACCGAAGGCUGCCUACAAGCCGAUCAACUCCCGCUACAGGUUUUUCCGAAUUUUCCAGUACGUCACGUCUUCCUAAGGCACAGAACCCUACUAUCACGCUUCUGCAAAAAGCUAGAGAAGGUCAACUUCCAAAAGGAGCAUCUUAUAUUGAUCAAGAACCGAGACAAUACAGGUUGAAAAACGAGAGACCUCCUUUAGCUGGACCUGGUGAAAUUUCGCAAUACCCUUACACUUCCGGUUACCUGUCCGAACCUGAACCAGGGGCGUACGACAGUGAUUUCACCGACUACAAAUAUCAAACUCUGGAUAGAAGGCGGCCGGCGCCACAAGAUCGAUCUACGGAAUAUAUUUCAUCUACGAUGCCAAGGCCAAUAGUUAAUAGGGCCUUAAAAGAGUCUGGAUAUGAAAGCGACUCGACUUUGGUAUUUAGGCGAAAAGAGGAAGCGAUAGCUCAACAGAUCAGUCCAAAGGAGCAACGGGAAGCCUACAAGUUUAUUCAAAAGGGUGGUGAUAUCCCAUUGCAUGGUCUUCGAAAACCAGCACCCGAAAGACCGAAAGAAACGGAAUUUGUGGAAUUUUUCCCAAUUUCCCCAACGCUAACAAGAAUAAGAGUUCAUAAAAAUAUUAAGCCUCAAAAGGAAGUACUCUGCUACCCGGUGACAGUUCAGCACCAAGAUCCGAACACUUUUUCGGCUUACAAGCGAAUUGCUCCUUCUUCAGCCAUUCCUACUCCUCCUCCCAUUCCCCCUCCAUCACCACCUCGAAGGAAAUCUUCGAGAAAUAAUCCAACUUUAAGAUUGGUUUCGACAAUGAAAGUCAAAACAGAAAAAUCACCGCUGUGUAAAAGACACGAGACGUGUUUUACGACAACGUCAAAUAUUGAUAAAUCCAAAGUUAAUUACUUAAAGGAUAAAAUCACUUGCAAAUUAUCACCAACGCCAAGCAAGAGAAGUCCUAGUCCCAAAAUUAGAGUGGUUAAGAAGGUUACUGCUUCAGCAGAUCUGAAGAAUAAAAUAACGUCUACCCUAACUACUUCUAAAGACGUUAAAACAUCGGCUCGUAAGAUACAAAGUAAAACUAAUGUUCAUAAUUAUGUUGGAAGAUCCAAAUCGACCGAUUCUGUCAGAAGUACGAGUAAAACAACUAUUGGUAGAAGUCCGGUCACUUCUUCUAUGGAAAGUCUCAAUCUUAUGAGAAGCUCUCCAAAAACAUUUGGUUCUGAGAAGAAAAAGUUUGAUUUAAACAUAAAAACCAAGCUGGUAAAAUCUCCCGAUCUAAUGUCGCCAACAGAGGUUAAAAAAGCAUCCAUGAUGACUCUACCACAAGGUACAGUAUAUAAGAAAUCUAAUGCUGUAUUAGCGUCAUCUAAAAACAGUGGCAAGAAUAAAGAGUUUUUGCCGGUAAAGGUGGGAAUUUCAGAUAAAGGAAGAAAUAUUUUAAAACCAAAUGUUCCGUCUUCUCCUAAACCGAAAAGAGCAUCACCUUGUCCUUCAAGCUCAUCGUCAACCAAAGUGAGAUCAUUAGAAUCAUUAUCAUCGCCAAAACUUCCAAAGAAAAAGUGUGUAAUAAAACCUAAAAAUGUUUCAUCUAAAGACUAUAGAGAGAUUCAAAAGUCAAAAAAGGAACAAAUCAAUGACGAAAUUAAAAAAGACAUUAAAUCAAGUAGGCCUACUAGCAAAUCUUUAGAAAAGAUCGACGGAUCUAGAACAUCUAAGAGAUCAGAUGCUAAAACCAAAGAAGACUUUGAUACUACUUCGAUACUAUCCGAUAUACGUAGGCAAAAGAACGCUAUUGAAAGUAAUCACUUCUUCCAACAUUUGUUUCUGCGAGACAUAUCUCCCACCUGGUCAAACACCAGCAGAAAUUCUUGGAUUGUUGAAAAAACAAACCAGUUAACUCGCAGACGGUCAUCUGUUCCUGAGCCUACAGUAAGUGCCAUGAAAGUGUAUUUAAAACAUACAAGACCUGUUUCCGAUUCCAAAUUUAUUAGCCUGGAUAUAGCUCGACUUCGUUCAAGAUCUGCAAGUCCCAAGUCAGUCACUUUUGACGAUAGCACUAAAUUUGAAAGCAAACCACCCAAAAGAAGUUCAAGUUUGCCAGCAAAAUUAAUAUUCUCACAAACGAGUAGACCCAUUUCGCCUGUCGUAGAACAUAAAAAAUUUCUAUCUCCACCACCGUCUCCUAAAUUAUGUCGAUCACCGUCUUGUCGAAAAAUAAUGCAAUAUAAGAGCCUUCAAGUUGAGAAGAAACAACCAGAAGUGCCUUUAUACAUGUGUCCAAGUUUAAAUCAUAGUACAACAUCAUUGGACUCGUUAAGAAGUGAGGAUUAUUAUAAAUACUUUACAGAUCAAGUUCAUGGCAGUAGGUAUUAUGACAAAUUUAAAGACUUAAAUCAGUUUUAUACAGAAAUUGAAAAGGUAGGUCAACUUGAAAAAGUUUUUAGCGUCAAACCUAGGAAAAAAAGCGAAACUGAAAUUAUUGAUUUUGAUAGGUGGAAGGAGGUUAGAACCCGUGAACGAGCUGAACAAGAACUGGGAGCACUUUACAAUCAAAUAAAAAAGGAAGAAAAAGAAAAAGGUUUCUUGUACCUUCCCAAAGACGUUCAGCGAUAUAAAUGGCGAAAAGAAUAUGAUAUAGGGCUAAGAAUAAAGGAAAAGUCAGUAGAUGAUAUAAAAGGAGAAUUUGAAAAAAUUAAAUAUGAGGAAUCUGAUCGUGAAAACGCUAAAAGACGAGAACUAGCUUUCCUUAAAGACACGUACAAACCUUUGUGGCGAGGAUUCUCUGUAGCUAAUAUAGCGAGUAAUAUAACAGAGCGUAGAGCACAUUCGGAAGGAAGAGUUAAAACAGCCAGACAAAGACUUAUCGACUCCGAAAAGAUAUUGAACCAUGGCAUUGGUAGCAAACUUUGGAGUAGCUUGUCAAUGGAACAAGUAAAUAUACUAAAGGAACAACUUGCAGAAAUAUAUAACAAUUACCCAAAACACAAAGAAGAUUAUACUAUUCAUGUUCCUAAGGAAAAGAGUAAAGGAUAUGUUCCGACUUUAACAGUACGAAGAAAUUCAGAUUCUUCAGAUCAUAUGUAUAAGCCAUCUAAAACUACUAAAAGCUCAAAUAUGUCUGAAAAUGAUAAGAAAAUGUUAUCAUAUACUCUAAGUAAAGAGUUAUUAGAAAAAAUUAGUACUCAACGUAAAGAUUUAGGCUUACGAUUAGUUGUUGGUAAAGAAGUAUUGGGGGCAGUUGCAUCAGCUGAAGCGAAUGUUAAAGCAGAUUUGCGAAAAGAAGAACCAAAAAAACCUUUGGUUAAGACAAAUGCACUCACCAACGGAAAGGUGGCAUCUUUAAGCGAAACUGAAAGUGGUAGUACUGAUGAAAGUACAAGGACUGUUAUAUGUACUGGAAAGAAGGAAGAUGUUAAAAAGAAAGUUGAGUAUUUUGAACAGGUAAAAGAACAUGAACCUUACGUUCCAACUAUACAUAAACCAGCUGAAACAGGUAUUGAGGUUAGUGAAGGUAACGUUCAUUCUGCGAAAGAUUCAGAAAGAUCUCAUGAGAAAUCUCUUGUUCAAUCGAAAUCGGUUCAAAGCUUUAAAGAAUAUUUUGGAGAAACAGAUUUAAUGAAAUUUGCUACAAUUCCGUUAUCAGCAACCAGAAAGCAGAAGUUUAUUCCAAAAAGGCCAGAAUUGCGUGCCAUUGACAUAAGUCCUAUAAGGUCUGAAAUGUCAGUCGAUACUAGCAAUGACAGUCUUUACAGAAGUAGAUCAAUUUCUCCUUAUUUUAGUGAAAAACGUCCAGUUAAAACUGGAGAAGUGUCGAGACUUCGCAACAAAUUUGAAUUCUUAGAAGAUAUUUAUGGAGACACUACACUAAAGAGAUCCAGGAGUGAAUCAGAUCUUAACACUGUUUACCCACAUUUUAGUUUAGGACACGUGGAUAAUCUAAGAAGAAAAUAUGAAUACCCUGCUUACUCAGGAAGAGGUAGAAGUCGGACUAGAAGGGGAGGAGUUGUUUCGCCCGUAUUUUUAAGAGCCGAAGAUCGAUUUAUGCCUCACAUCAAUAUAAUAAGUAAAAUUGCUAGUCUCUAUACACGUAAGAAUAUCAAGAAUGGUACUAAAGGACAUCGCAAAAGUAUAGAAGAGUUGGCAGAAAUUUUCGGAUGUCCUGUUGGUGAAGUCGAGAAGUUACGAGAAAAAUUUGACAGUCAAGAAGAUAUUUCGUUGGUAGGACACAUGUACACUUCUUCUCCCAGCAUUCGUGAACUUAGAGAUAUUGCUCCGUACUUAACUGCUGACUGGACAGCACACCGUUAUCCAAGACUUGAAGAUAACACUCGCUCGUUGUCUUCUCCAGAACACUCUGUAGCGUCCAAAGACACUUCUCUCCUUCGUAAAAAUAAACAGAGACCUAAAUCUACCUCACCCACUCCUAAACCCACCAAGUCUUCUUCGAUUCUAAAACCAAUUCAGCAAAAACAACGGUCUACGGAUUUUUUGAAAAAUCAGAAGUAUGAUCCGAAGAUACACGAGCCCAUAGCUCGAUACCAGCCGAAAGAUGUCUCCAGAAUGCGUAUUGUUUUGUGGAAAUUGUUUAAGAUUAAAGUUUUAGGUAACGAUACUCCUACCGUUUUAUAA